AUGAAGUGUGCGGAAGCAGGAAACAUGUCAAUCGGACGUUUCAGUCACCUGUUGAGGGGAGUCUGGCUGCUGUGGCUGUGGCAAGCUGUGUUUGUGGCUGGAACAGGGAGCAACCUCUGGGAGGUGCCCACAGCCUCCUUCACUUCCUCCUCCAACCUCACUGAGAGCCUGCAGGACUGUCAGUACCGCCACUUACAGGACAGAGUGAGAGUCACAGUAGACAUCCCCCCAAGACUGGACGGCACAUGGGUGUCAACAAGAUGUGAAGUUCGGCCCGGUCCUGAAUUCCUCACCCGCUCCUACACCUUCCACCCCAGCCGUCACUUCCAGGCCCUGCAGCACUACUACACCGACAGCGGCUGCGAGGACCCGGCCUACUCGUUGAUGAUCAGGGGGAAGCUUCGCCUGCGCCAGGCCUCCUGGAUCACCCGCGGGGGCACCGAUGCUGAACACCACCUGAGCAAGGUGGGCAUCGUGGUCCACAGCCUGGCAGCCAAGCAGAGGCUGGCCUCCAGGCUGCCUUCGACCUGCGUGGGUCUGAGCCUGGGUCGAGUGGUGCCGGGGAAGCCUUAUGAGCUGUACAACACCCGGGCAGGGAGGGGGUGUCUGGCAGCGCUGGGCUUCUCCAUGAUGGAGAUGGGACUGAUACGGGUGGAGACACAGCACCACAGCCAUGGAGGGAAGAUCCAGGAGCUGCUUUUAGGAGAUAUUCACACUGACUGGACACAGAGGACUCAGUACAGACCUACAGGGUACCAACAGCCCCUGCAGAACGCCAUGCAUCACAUCCACCCCUGCCCUGUGUGCGCCCUGGUGUAUCGCUCCUCAGAGCAGCGCCCCCCGGUGUUGCCCCACAGCCCUGCAACUCCUCUGUCUCUGGCCGGCCGCUGGAUAAGCCAGCGCUGCGAAACCCGUCCCAACGUCCUCUUCCUCACCCGAGACUUCACCUUGGAUCCUGAGCAGCACUCAUGGGAGGGCGUCUACCGGCACUUCUCGGACUCUUCCUGCUCUCAGCCCACUUUCACUCUGAGAGCCUCGGGCCACUACGCUCAGGGAAACCCGUCCGCCAAGGUCUCAGGAGCAACUGAGUUUGUCUUCAAGGUCAUCCAGGUGAGAGUCACGGCUAUGGAGGAGCCCACAGCGAAGUUGUUAAAUGGGACGAGGCCUGGAAAGUGUGGUCGGGCAGGAGGCUGGGAGGUCGGCGUGGAGCAGGAUCUGACCCCCACAGAUGGCUGCAGCCUGCUGGGCAUCAAGCUGCCACAUAAGGAGUAUGAGCUCUUCAAGACUGAGCUGGAUCACAAGAAACACCCGCUGCUGUUCAUCGGAGAGAGGCUGACUGACGGGUCCAGCCCAGACCGACUGCAGAGGAGGCCUAGUUCAUUUCAGGCUCCCAUGGUGCUUUGCAGUGGGUCGCCUUCACGUCGCUAUGGCUCAGGUUUUAACAGCAAGCAAGUCCAGUUAGCAGCCAGUGGGACAGCGAGGCUGGCACAGCUGGUGUUACUGGUGCUGGGAUCUGUGCUGUGCAGCGGGUUCUGUGUUUAUUAGAGACAUUGUUCACAAAUCGAGCCUGUUACACAGCUGAAGUCAUUGAUGGAAAUUGUUUUCUGGCAGCUUUCUUUCACUCUUCCUCCAUAUGAUGAUGACUAACAUGUGUGAUAGUCAAGAUAAAUCAUGAGACUCUCAGGAGAGCUGAAUAAUUUUUUAUAUCUGGCUUUCAGAUGCUGCCUGUAGAUUCACUUUAAUGACUCUUAACUUCAGCUGCAUUUCUACCUUACAACUAAUCUGUAUACAAACCACCAAUAUAUACAAGUGCCAUCAUUUCAGUAUGUAAAAGUAUAUUAUUUUAUACCGUCCUCCUUUUGUAUAUUGAUCAGAUGUUCUCACUUCACAGAUGAAUUAUUCAUUUUGCAUAUUUCUGUGUAAAUGCAGUUUUUUAUAAUACGAAGCAGGAUCACAGCAUUGAGGUGUGGAUCGGUUGUUUCCACAACAAACUUAAAGCCAUGGACUUUCCAGCAGACUUCACACGAGAGCUCGUUUUCAUCCAAGAUGCAGUGAAACUAGUGUACUUGGUACAUGAACAUUGUUUUCUCAACAUGCUGGAGAGAAAAGAAGCUGGAAAGUGGAACAUUUGUAAUCAGCCCUCCUCAUCGGUCUGAUGCCACUGUGGUGUGAACUGUUGCUUUAUCUCUAUCCUCUGUCAAAGCUUGUGUAUUAGUCUGCUUUUCUAUCAGCAGUCAAUCCAAACAAAUCAAAUGAAUAUUUAUUUUAACCAUUUAUACUGUACUUUUUGAUAAGAGAAAGAUUUUUGGUCUAAUAUUUUAG
Cottoperca gobio is the source of this 2322-nucleotide messenger RNA. It is a transcript of the gene apcdd1l, whose product is annotated as adenomatosis polyposis coli down-regulated 1-like. Lineage: Eukaryota; Metazoa; Chordata; Actinopteri; Perciformes; Bovichtidae. Gene Ontology annotation, molecular function: Wnt-protein binding. Gene Ontology annotation, cellular component: plasma membrane. The transcript is spliced from 4 exons. Gene Ontology annotation, biological process: negative regulation of Wnt signaling pathway. Bases 1 to 1545 code for a protein of 514 amino acids. The record is from RefSeq and is a predicted model, not a curated record.